This is a messenger RNA of Phaeodactylum tricornutum CCAP 1055/1, 1629 nucleotides long. RefSeq lists its product with no specific name. Lineage: Eukaryota; Bacillariophyta; Bacillariophyceae; Surirellales; Neidiaceae. The coding region runs from base 142 to 1629 and encodes 495 amino acids. The record is from RefSeq and is a predicted model, not a curated record. The transcript has a single exon.
UCGAAAUGGGAACUGUGUGUUGCUUCUGAAGGAAUCGCCCGGACUCACCAGUUAGAUGGUCAACGUUGGGGACUUGAAUGCAAAAGGUUUGGAAGAGAAACGUAUUCCAAUCUGUUGACCGGGGGGGGGCAGUGCAAAGAAAUGGCUCUACCGGAAGGCCUGCCAGAGACGCUGAAAUCACGCGUUCACCAGCUUCAUCCGAUCAAGUCGCCCGGGACGUGUAUAGAUACUGAGAUCAGCGGGUCGUUCGUGCUGUACUUGCCUACGGUCGUGCUGCGGUACCAACACAAUCCGGCGUUUGCCUUGUCCUGUCGAAUUGCCAAUCAGCACAAUCUACCCUUACUCGUCCUCGUAACACUCUUGGACGAUACCCACCAUCCGGACUAUUGUGCAAACAGCACACAAAGAAGGAAAGAAGACAUUUGUUACCAAUCUACUGUUAUGACGGCUCGGCGUUUGGCUUUUUUACUGGAAUGUUUGCAGGAAGUAACACACGCGUGGCAAUCACACGGUGCGGCGGUGGCCAUUCGUAUUCACGGACCAGAAUGUCGGACGCCGCACCACUUGACGCUCGCACGUUCGGCUGCGGCUAUCGUUACGGAUGAACCCUUCGUAGAUCCUUACGUGACGUAUGUGGAACGUGUCGAAAGUGUUGGUCGGACUUUGGCAAAACCUGUGUUUCGAGUCGACGGAAGUACUUCUGUCGCGCCUGCUGGCCAACUGCAAAGAAUUGUUGGCUCGAGUAGGUCUGAUGACAAGCCCAUUAUAUUGUACAAAGGUGUUCCGUCCAAGGCUUGGAUAUGGGAAAAGUCUACCGCGCCGAAACGAAGAGGAGAAGUGAUGGGUGUUGUCGAGGAAGGCCAUUUCGAUGCCCCGACACUCAGUAUGCCCUCGCCCGCCGAUUUUUUGUCGAACCCCAGUUUUGCAAGCCUCUACAGCGUGCUCCCUGCCGAAUGGAAAGAUUCUAAGAUUCCCGCUCCAGGCCGUCGGCCGUGGUCAGUUGCUGAUCUUACAUCUAUUGCGGAUUGCAAAGCUUGGGCACUACAAUGGUCCGGCGCCGACUCUAGCGUUGCACCCUGUGUCCAAACUCACGGUGGAGCCAGAGCUGGAAUGAAACGUUGGACCGUUUUCCUAAAUCACCAUUUGGUCAAGUACGCCCGGACACGCAACAACAUUACUCAGCCACACGCCGUCAGUCGACUAUCCUGCUAUCUGAACUUGGGCGUAAUUUCCAUUUUUCAAGUUUUAUUUGAUCUUUAUAAUCGGGACCGGAACGCAACCGAAAAGUUUCUCGACGAAAUCGUGAAAUGGCGGGAAAUUGGUUACGUACACUGCUUUGCGUUUCCACACUCUUAUGCCAAACCCGACGUGCUUCCAUCUUGGUCCCGCAUUCAUUUGGAACGUUCUUGUGCGGCAAGCUACGGUAGCAAUUCCUCCUGGUCGGUGGAUACCCGCCGUAGACUUUUGGAGGGACGAUUCGGAGAUGAAGUCUGGGACGCCAUGCAGACGUACUUGAUUGAGACGGGGGAACUCCACAACAAUGCCCGCAUGACUUGGGGCAAAGCAAUAGUGCAUUGGUUGAAGGUUUCAGUUGGGCCGAAGAUUUACUCAUCUUUUUGUGUCACAUAA